Balaenoptera ricei (Rice's whale) is the source of this 2361-nucleotide messenger RNA. RefSeq names its product zinc finger FYVE domain-containing protein 1-like. The record is from RefSeq and is a predicted model, not a curated record. Gene Ontology annotation, molecular function: metal ion binding. NCBI's taxonomy places the organism in Eukaryota, Metazoa, Chordata, Mammalia, Artiodactyla, Balaenopteridae.
AUGGUAGAUGCUUUCCUUCCCAGUCUGAAUAUGACUGCGCAGACUUCCCCAGCAGAGAAGGGCCUGAACCCUGGGCUGUUGUGCCAGGAGAGUUACACCUGCAGCGGGACUGACGAAGCCGUCUUCGAGUGUGACGAGUGCUGCAGCCUGCAGUGUCUCCGCUGCGAGGAGGAGCUCCAGAGGCAGAAGCGCCUGAGAAACCAUGAGCGGAUCAGACUCAAAGCUGGCCACGUCCCUUACUGCGACCCCUGCAAGGGCCCCAGUGGGCAUUCUCCAGGUAUGAAGCAGAGGGCAGACGUGAGGUGCCAGACCAGUAAAAUCAACUUGUGCCUGGAGUGCCAGAAGAGGACUCAUUCCGGGGGUAACAAAAGGAGGCACCCUAUUACUGUGUACCAUGUGGCUAAGGUCCAGGAGUUGCUGGAGGAAGAAGGGAUGGAUGAGGACACCAAAAGGAAGAAGAUGACUGAGAAGGUUGUGAGUUUCCUCCUAGUAGAUGAGAAUGAAGAAAUUCAGGCAACGAAUGAAGAGGACUUUAUUAGGAAAUUGGACUGCAAACCCGAUCAGCAUCUGAGAGUGGUUUCCAUUUUUGGAAAUACUGGGGAUGAGAAGUCUCAUACCCUCAACCACACUUUCUUUUGUGGCCGGGAAGUCUUCAAAACUUCCCCUGCCCAGGAGUCCUGCACUGUGGGAGUGUGGGCAGCAUAUGACCCAGUCCACAAAGUAGCAGUGAUAGACACAGAAGGGCUCUUGGGGGCUACAGUGAAUCUAAGCCAGAGAACACGGCUGCUGCUUAAGGUCCUGGCCAUCUCAGACCUCGUCAUCUAUCGAACUCAUGCAGACCGACUGCACAAUGACCUCUUCAAGUUCCUUGGGGACGCCUCAGAAGCUUAUGUGAAGCACUUCACCAGGGAGCUCAAGGCUACCACUGCCCGCUGUGGCCUGGAUGUCCCCCUGUCCACCCUGGGCCCUGCUGUUAUCAUUUUCCACGAGACUGUGCACACUCAGCUGCUAGGCUCUGAUCACCCCUCCGAGGUGCCCGAGAAGCUCAUCCAGGACCGGUUCCGGAAGCUGGGCCACUUCCCUGAAGCCUUCAGUUCUAUUCAUUACAAGGGAACGAGGACAUACAAUCCUCCCACACACUCUUCUGGUCUUUGGCGUGCUUUGGAGCAACAACUAGAGAAUAAUACCAAUUCUCCCCGGCACCCGGGGAUCAUCUUCAAAGCUCUGAAGGCCCUCAGCGACCACUUCAGCGGUGAGAUUCCCGAUGACCAGAUGGCACACAGCUCCUUUUUUCCAUAUGAGCACUUCACCUGCUCCGUCCUGUGCCUCAGCUGCGGGGCUGUAUGUAAGAACAGCAUGAAUCACGGGAAACAAGGAGUACCUCAUGAAGCCAACAGCUGCUGCAGAUACUCUCACCAGUAUGACAACCGGGUUUUUACCUGCAAGGCCUGCUACGAGAGAGGCAAUGAAGUCAGCGUGGUGCCCAAGAUGGCUGCUUCAACCGACUCCCCCUGGAUGGGUCUCGCAAAAUAUGCCUGGUCUGGGUACGUAAUCGAAUGUCCCAACUGCGGCGUGGUCUAUUGUAGCCGGCAGUACUGGUUUGGGAACCAAUAUCCUGUGGAUACAGUGGUGCGGACAGAGACUGUGCACGUGUGGCCUGGAACUGAUGGAUUUCUGAAGGACAACAACAACGCUGCCCAGCGCCUCUUGGAUGGGAUGAACUUCAUGGCUCAGGCGGUGUCUGAGCUUAGCCUUGGGCCCACCAAGGCUGUGAUGUCCUGGCUGACAGACCAGAUCGCCCCUGCCUACUGGAGGCCCAACUCCCAGAUCCUGAGCUGCAACAAGUGUGCUACAUCCUUUAAAGAUAAUGACACCAAGCAUCACUGCCGGGCCUGUGGGGAGGGUUUCUGUGACAGCUGUUCAUCCACGACCCGGCCAGUGCCGGAGCGGGGCUGGGGCCCUGCGCCCGUGCGGGUAUGUGACAACUGCUAUGAAGCCAGGAAUUCCCAGUUAGAUGUUACUGAGGCACAGGCAGACGAUGAGGGCGGGACGCUGAUUGCUCGGAAGGUGGGCAAGUCCAUGCAGAACACUCUGGGAGCCGUGGUGACAGCCAGUGACAUACCACUAGGUCUGGUGAAGGAUGCGGCCAGGCCGGCGUACUGGGUACCAGACCAUGAGAUCCUGCACUGCCACAAUUCCCAGAAGGAGUUCAGCGUCAAGCUUUCCAAGUACCACUGCUGGGCCUGCAGACAGGGCUUCUGUGAUGAGUGUUCCCAUGACUGCCGGGCUGUCCCCUCUCGAGGCUGGGACCAUCCUGUCCGAGUCUGCUUUAACUGCAAUAAAAAGCCUGGUGACCUUUAA